AUGCCAGACUCCUCCCCAGUGAUCGGCUCUGCGCUCCCCCAACAAGGUGCAGUGUUGUCUGCCGAGACCCUGCUUGCCAUUCGGAAAUAUAACCAAGAGGUCGCCUCGUAUACCCUCCGCCAGUGGAAUGUCGCCAAGUUGGAGUCGGAGCGAAAGGAGAGGGACCGUCGUAAGCGGCGCGCAGACGCCUUGGCGCAGCGGGCCGCCAGCAAUGGGACUAAUAAUACUGGUGGCGUUGGUGCUGGUGGAUCUCUAUCGUCUGCUACGCCUGGUGGUGGAAAGAUGAUGGGCCAUGGGCUGGGGUCCGUUCGUGCGGGCUCCAGACCACCCCCUUCGGACCGGGCGCACCCUCAUCAUCCUCAUCAACACAACCACCACCACUAUGGGCCUCCUGAUUCAGAUGGUCCGCUGAUGAUGGUCAGCAGAAGGAAGACCGAUAGAGCCUUGUCCGGUCCCACCUCGACAGCGCUUCCAUUCGGUCAGCGACAUUCGCACGACGGGCGCUACCCACCACACAACCAACUCCACCAGCACAAACCGUAUCCAUCACAGGACCUUUUGGCUAUCGAGCAACGACCGACGCACCACCAGGCUUCGGUCUCUGCAGGACCACGACUGCAUACGCGGUCUUACCAAAUUGCCGCUCCUAUCCCUUCUUCGGUUCACGUACCGGCAGCAGCAGCAGCAACUUGCCCGCCUCUCGAUCCCAACACUGCGCACCCGUUUGAUCGCCCGGCGACUCAACAUAUUGAAUCUGUGGCAAUAGGGUUGGCGGGAGAAGCAGAAGAUAAGGAAGACGUUCUUCUUGAUGAGCCGCUAGUCACACCGCCUCGUUCGUGGCAGCGCCGUCUAUCUGGGUCCACACCUCCCAUCCCCAUUCCCGCCCCUCGCCAGCAACAACACCCAUAUUAUCACCAUUCGCGCUCUCAUUCUCAACCGUGCUCGAAUGGUCAACAGGGUGUAGGGUUGAGCGGGAGCAGUGCCGCUUCGUCCGUGUCUGCGCAGAGUCAUAGUCCACAUAUGACGAGCGGGAGUAGCCGGUCGAGCUCAUCACACCUCUCCCGCCAUAGUCCACCCGCGCGAGCGUUAGGGUUCAGCGCUCACUUCGGGAUGACGAGUAUAUCCCAUGGUGCGGCUAGUGUUGGUGCUGGUGCUGGCGUGGCGUCAACGUCGGUUACGACCACGAGCGAUUCGGCGUCUUCGUCUAAUCCUACGUCGGAGGGGAGCUCGAGGAUCAGUUCGUAUAGCGAGUCGACGCUUCGGCAGUCGCUCAAAAAGGACGAUGAUCCGGUCAGUGCGAGAGAGAAGAGCGGCCGGCCUAAAGCUGUCAAUAGCUCGUCGUCCAAGGGCUGUGGUGGUUCGGUCAAUACGGUAGAAG
Acaulospora colombiana is the source of this 1378-nucleotide messenger RNA. NCBI's taxonomy places the organism in Eukaryota, Fungi, Glomeromycota, Glomeromycetes, Diversisporales, Acaulosporaceae. The record is from the annotation of a GenBank genome assembly.